GCGCCACGCGCCACGUGAUCACCGGCUGGUGCGCGCCCUGCCGUUCGGUUCCCAGCUGCGUUCUCGGACGCUUCCCUCUUCUCUCCCAGCCUCCGGGCCUCCGCACCGACGCGGCCCGGGCUGGAGCCGAGCCGGAGCCGGAGUUGCAGAGACGCGGAAACAUGGAGGCCUGAGCCUCUGCCACUCGCUCGUCCGUGAGCUGGAAGCGGAUCUCCCUGCCGGCUGAGACAGGUUGUCUUUUGGAAAUGAAGGUUUAAGGGCAAGUUGUCUACCAGAUUAGAAGAUGGGAUCAAACAGCAGCAGAAUUGGUGAUCUUCCUAAAAAUGAGUACUUAAAAAAGUUAUCAGGCACAGAAUCUGUCUCUGAGAAUGACCCGUUCUGGAAUCAGCUUCUCUCAUUUUCUUUCCCUGCACCAACCAGCAGUACUGAUUUGAAGCUCUUGGAGGAGGCAACUAUUUCAGUCUGCAGGUCUUUAGUUGAAAACAAUCCUCGAACAGGAAACCUUGGUGCAUUGAUUAAGGUCUUCCUUUCUAGAACCAAAGAACUAAAACUUUCAGCAGAAUGUCGGAAUCACAUCUUCAUUUGGCAGACAAACAAUGCUUUGUUUAUUAUUUGCUAUUUGCUGAAAGUGUUCAUCUGUGAGAUGUCAGAAGAGGAAUUACAACUUCAUUUUACUUAUGAAGAAAAAUCUGGCAGUUACAGUUCUGACUCAGAAGAUCUUUUGGAAGAAUUAGUCUGCUGUUUGAUGCAGUUAAUCACUGAUAUUCCACUCAUAGACCUUACAUAUGAAAUAUCAGUGGAAGCUAUAUCAACAAUGGUUGUUUUCCUUUCCUGUCAACUAUAUCACAAGGAAGUUUUGCGACAGAGCAUUAGUCACAAGUAUUUGAUGCGAGGUCGAUGUCUUCCAUACACCAGCAAACUUGUGAAAACUUUAUUGUAUAACUUCAUCAGACAAGAAAAGCCACCUCCCCCAGGCGCCCACGUUUUCCCUCAGCAGUCGGAUGGGGGAGGACUGCUGUAUGGACUUGCAUCAGGCGUAGCAACUGGACUCUGGACUGUCUUCACCCUGGGCGGCGUGGGAAGCAAAGCGGCCAACACGCCGGCACUUUCUUCCCCUCUGGCCAACCAGAGUCUCCUGCUCCUGCUGGUGCUGGCCAACCUGACAGAUGCUGCAGAUGCCCCAAACCCCUACCGACAGGCCAUCAUAUCCUUCAAGAACACACAAGAUAACAGUCCUUUCCCCUCGUCAAUUCCACAUGCUUUCCAGAUUAAUUUUAACAGUUUGUACACGACUCUGUGUGAGCAGCAGACGUCUGAUCAGGCAACUCUCCUAUUGUAUACAUUGCUCCAUCAGAAUAGUAAUAUUAGAACGUACAUGUUGGCUCGCACAGAUAUGGAAAAUCUUGUUUUACCAAUUCUUGAGAUUCUGUAUCAUGUUGAAGAAAGAAACUCACACCACGUGUAUAUGGCGCUUAUAAUAUUGUUGAUCCUUACAGAAGAUGAUGGCUUCAAUAGGUCCAUUCACGAAGUGAUAUUAAAAAAUAUUACUUGGUAUUCAGAACGGGUUUUAACAGAAAUUUCACUGGGGAGUCUCCUAAUACUGGUCGUAAUAAGAACCAUUCAGUACAACAUGACAAGGACAAGAGACAAGUACCUUCACACAAAUUGUUUGGCAGCUUUAGCAAAUAUGUCAGCCCAGUUCCGUUCUCUCCAUCAGUAUGCUGCCCAGAGGAUCAUCAGUUAUACCUGCCGCCACUUGCGGAGAUAUGUUUAUGUGUUGGACAAACUGUAUUUCCCCCACUCUCACUGUUCUACGCUUCAGCAUUGCUUCUCGAGCCUCAGUGACAAUGGAGAGGAACUCUUGUCUUUAACUUGCUCUCACAUUCUCAGAGCCUAUGCUUCCAGUUUGUUUUCCUUGCUGUCUAAAAAACACAACAAAGUUCUGGAACAAGCUACACAGUCCUUGAGAGGUUCGCUAAGUUCCAAUGAUGUUCCUCUACCAGAUUAUGCACAAGACCUAAAUGUCAUCGAGGAAGUGAUUCGAAUGAUGUUAGAGAUCAUCAAUUCCUGCCUGGCAACUUCUCUUCACCACAACCCAAACCUGGUGUACGCACUGCUUUACAAACGAGAUCUCUUUGAGCAAUUCCGAACUCAUCCUUCAUUUCAGGAUAUAAUGCAAAAUAUUGAUCUGGUGAUCACCUUCUUCAGCUCCAGGUUGCUACAGGCUGGAGCUGAGCUCUCGGUGGAAUGGGUCCUGGAAAUCAUGAAGCAAGGAAUUGUUGCUCUGCCCAAAGACAGGCUGAAGAAGUUUCCGGAAUUGAAAUUCAAGUAUGUGGAAGAGGAGCAGCCCGAGGAGUUCUUCAUCCCCUACGUCUGGUCCCUGGUGUACAGCUCGGCCACCGGCCUGUACUGGAGCCCGCAGGACAUCCAGCUGUUCACGAUGGACUCCGACUGAGGGCAGCCCCGCCCGCCCCACCACCAAGCACCUUCUCGUGUUUUUUUUCUGGCGAACAGACCUGGGAGAUGGCCUGGUGUGUCUCCUGUUAGGAUCAGGAAACAGGCGUGUUUCCCUUGCACACUCGGAUGUGGAGCAUCGGUGCCAGUUGGCAGUAGAUCACUCGGCUUCGAUUAUAGUACAAAGGGGGGGGGCACAACAAUAAUAAAUAUCCAACCUGCUGUCCCACAUGCAAUUUUAUUUAUUUCUAAACCAGAACCAAGAGCUUUCCCAGGAACCCGCCGCCUUAGGCACAUGAUACUUCCCCAGGACAUUCUAUUUUUUUGCAUGUUCAAGGUUUUUGUUUUAGUCGCGUGUGUAUGUAUAUGUGUGUUUCUUUCAACACUGAGAAAUACCAAUCUGAAAAGAUGACGAGACAGGAAUUAAUGAGGAAAUGAAGUCGUCUGUGUGGUGAUUUAAUAAACACGGUGCCCGGGCAGUUGGCUAAGCCUUUAGAUCCCCUGCAUCUUUCCCUCAAAAAAGGAAAUGGCUCCGCCUCAUGAAGCCCAGCUCGGCUUUUCUGUGGAUUUGGCCUCUGUGCUGUGGCUGAAUUAAAUUGGAGUCUAGUACAAAUUAAGUUAAUCCACUCUGUAUUAAUCAUUAGGAAAAGAAAGCUUCAUUUCAAAAGCAAUCUUUUUUCUUCAGCCAGACUCAUGGGAGAAAAAGGAGACCAAUUUGAUUAAUACAGUAUCCACAGGAGAUGAAAAACACGUUUUUCUCUUUGUUUCUGACGUGGUUUAAACUCGUUGGGGCCUAGAUGACCGCGCUGGGUCCCUGAGCUGGAGGAAGGCGCUUCUCCGAGGGAGCCGGCAGCGGCCCUCAGCCCAGCAGGCACUGAAGGCGUGGGCGUCCCGGCGAGCCCGCUCCACGUCCCGUCGCCCCUGCACAGUCUGGAUGAGAAGCAGUUUCCUGCACGAAGACAAAAGCACAUAAUUCCACGGGAGCCUGAGCAUCCGCUGCAGCCUGCCUCCGGCCCUCUCAGGAACCAGCUUCUGUCCCCAGGUCCCCGGCGGGUGCCUAGCCCAUCACAGUCUCGGAAAAGGACACGUCAUGCACGUCGGCGUGUCCCCCGGGAAAGGCCUGGGCUGCUCCAUCUUCCAGGCCUUUGAGGUCGGCUGGGCAGUUUUAUCCUCGCCCAGACCAGCGCUGAAACCAAAGCUCCCACGUGGGGAAAGGACGGAUAGCUUUAAUUUGUUUCUGAAGCAUUUGAUUUGCUUCCAUGAAACCAAAACACAAAAUUUUCAGAGGGUCACGUAGGGUAGCUGAGUCUCUGGUGGGACCUGAGAAGUGUCCUCAGGGCUGAGGGCUGGGCAGUGCCGCGGGACAGCCAGUGGGCUGCAGGGCCGUCAGCUCUUGUGACCAGAGGAGCCCCAGUCUCCCCCGGCCGCCUGGCUCACCGAGGUGCCCCCAGAGCCCCGUCUCCUCUCCUCCCCCUGCUCCUCUCAUCACCGCACAGCGGAAGUGCCCACUGGCCUGAAAGCCCAGCGGGGCUGCGGCCACAGAGGCAGCGUGUGCGUGCCCAUCCCUGAUGCCGCUGCACAAACCCGCCAGGAGCUGCUUGCUUUUGUGAAAGAUUCAUUACAUGACAAUAAAUUUAAAUGACAUCAUUGAA
Messenger RNA from Myotis brandtii (Brandt's bat), 4106 nucleotides. RefSeq names its product dymeclin (gene DYM). Gene Ontology annotation, cellular component: Golgi apparatus. Bases 284 to 2455 code for a protein of 723 amino acids. The transcript has 18 exons. The record is from RefSeq and is a predicted model, not a curated record. Lineage: Eukaryota; Metazoa; Chordata; Mammalia; Chiroptera; Vespertilionidae. Gene Ontology annotation, biological process: Golgi organization.